AUGUUCUCUUUGACCUUACAAGAAAUAUGUGUAUCUAGACAUGUCAGUUUCCAUGAAAACAUCUUGCCAUAUGUUGGUGAUUCUUCCUCAGUCACUAAGGAUAGUGAUUACUUUACUUUUCAGUCUUUUGAUCCAACUCCUUCUUCUCAUGUCAACCCUCCUACUAAACCUCUAACUCCCAUUAUAGAUUAUGUCAUCCCCAUUCAUACACAAAAUCCUCAUCUUCCACCUCCUCUUCCUGACACCACAAUUACUAUUAGAAAAUCUUAUAGGAUCAAACAUUUCCAAUCUUACUUACAUGAUUAUGUUUGUAAUACUUCACAUAGUACUCCAAUUCCUAUUUCUCAGUAUAUGUCAUUUACUAAUUUCUAUAAUUCUUAUUAUCAUUUUGGUUUGUCACUUACCACUCACAUUGAACCAAAAAUCUAUGCUGAAGCAAACAAAUUUGAUUGUUGGAACCAAGCAAUGCAGGUUGAACUUACAACUCUUGAGAAAACUCGCACUUGGAAACUUGUUGAUUUACCUCCUCCUGUGAAACCAAUAGGGUGUAGAUAUGGAUAUAUAAAAUCAAAGAUCAUACUAAUGGUUCCAUUUGGAAGAUUCAAAAUGUCACCAGCAGGACCAGUCGCCUCCUACACUGUCAAUCCUGACAAGAUUGAAGCAGCUGAGGUGAUAGAAGGAAAUCAUGUUAAUGGAAAAAUGGCAAUUGGGAAGAGAAAAGGAGGAUGGAAAACUGCAUACAUCUUGCUAGCUAAUCAAGCAUUGGCAACACUGGCAUUCUUUGGUGUUGGAGUGAACUUGGUUCUGUUCCUAACAAGAGUCCUUCGUCAAGACAGUGCCGAGGCUGCUAACAAUGUCAGCAAGUGGACUGGAACUGUUUACAUUUUUUCACUCUUGGGAGCAUUCCUUAGUGAUUCUUAUUGGGGAAGAUACUUAACUUGCACUAUCUUUCAGCUUUUUUUUGUUCUGGGUUUAGGGCUGUUGUCUUUGACAUCAUGGUUGUUAUUGAUCAAACCAUUAGGUUGCGGUAAUGAACAUACCGUUUGCAACGAACCAACUCCAUUGGGAACAGGCCUAUUCUAUUUGUCAAUAUAUAUGGUUGCAUUUGGAUAUGGAGGGCAUCAACCUACCUUAGCAACCUUUGGAGCUGAUCAAUUUGAUGAUGAUGAUAAAAAUAUUCAAAACACUUACUUGAGAGAGGCUUUCUUUAGUUACUUUUACUUUGCACUCAAUGUUGGAUCACUCUUUUCCAACACCAUUUUGGUUUAUUAUGAAGAUUCCGGUAUGUGGACAUUGGGUUUCGGUGUCUCGCUAGCCUCUGCUAUUAUAGCCUUGAUUUCAUUCUUAGCAGGAUCUCGAAGAUAUCGUUAUGUUAAGGCGUGUGGGAAUCCUGUCAUAAGAGUAAUUCAGGUCUUCAUUGCUGCCGCUAGGAAGUGGAAUGUUGAACCUGCCAAGGAGGAUCAACUUUACGAGGUUGACGGCCAUGAAUCCGCCAUCAAAGGAAGCAGAAAGAUUCUGCACUCUCAAGAUAUAAGAUUCAUGGACAAGGCAGCAACAUGGACAUUGAAAGACGGGAAUGAAUCCGGGAACCAAUGGCGGCUUUGUACUGUAACUCAAGUAGAGGAAGCCAAAUGUGUGUUGAGAAUGAUACCGGUUUGGCUAUGCACUAUUAUUUACUCUGUUGUAUUUACACAAAUGGCUUCUCUUUUUGUCGAACAAGGCGAUGCAAUGAACAACAAGGUACGAAAGUUUCACUUACCAGCUGCAACCAUGUCUGUGUUUGAUAUAGGUAGUGUCCUUGUAUGUACUGGACUUUAUCGCCAAGUUCUUGUUCCCUUGGCCGGAAAAUUAAGCGGUAAUCCUAAGGGGUUAAGUGAACUUCAAAGAAUGGGAGUUGGCCUAGUUAUCGGAAUGUUUGCAAUGGUCGCAGCUGGUGCAACAGAGUUUGUACGGCUUAAACAUGUUAAGCCGGAAGAGAAGGCUAGUUCUUUGAGUAUAUUCUAUCAAAUUCCACAGUAUGUUCUUGUUGGGGCUUCAGAAGUUUUUGUGUAUGUGGGUCAGUUGGAGUUCUUCAAUGGUCAAGCCCCGGAUGGCAUAAAAAGCUUUGGAAGUUCACUUUGUAUGGCUUCAAUUUCUCUUGGAAACUAUGUUAGCAGCAUGAUGGUGAAAUCCGUGAUGAAAAUCACUACUAAAGGCGAAGAACUGGGAUGGAUACCGAAUAACUUGAAUGAUGGGCACAUGGAUUGGUUUUUCUACCUCAUCGCAGCGUUAAGUGCUCUUAACCUUGUCGUCUACGUGUUCUGUGCUCGGUGGUACAAGGGUGUCAAUAACGUUGAAGGUAGUGUGAAUCUCAGUUGUAAAGAGAACGAUGAAGCAAUUAAUAAAGUUUGA
Molecule: messenger RNA, 2391 nt
Organism: Medicago truncatula (barrel medic)
Lineage: Eukaryota; Viridiplantae; Streptophyta; Magnoliopsida; Fabales; Fabaceae
Product: protein NRT1/ PTR FAMILY 7.1
Exons: 6
Coding region: 1-2391 (796 amino acids)
Biological process (GO): transmembrane transport
Cellular component (GO): membrane
Molecular function (GO): transmembrane transporter activity
Source: RefSeq, a predicted model, not a curated record